CAUGAGUCUGUUAUGCCAGUUACAACUAAAUUCAGUAUUUGAGUUAAUUGACAGUAUUUAUGUCCUGAUGACUAUAGCGAGCUAACACAUUGUGCUUUUACAUUUACAAACUGGCCUCAUCCCUCCCACUGAUAUAGACUUAACCGGGUUUGUCCGACUACAUAACGUGUCCUUCAGCAAGGAAAAACCUCCAAGAUGAGACUCAGCUUUCGAGCUCUCAUAUCCCAUGGCCGGGUGGCCCGUCGAAUGGGUCUUGGACCCGAGUCCAGAAUCAACAUGCUUCGGUGCAUUCUGACUGGUUUGGUUCGACACGAGCGGAUUGAGACAACCCGGGCUCGAGCUGAUGAGGUUCGGUUUUACGCCGAGAAGUUAAUCGACUACGCCAAAAAGGGAGAUACCGAUGAAAAAUCCAUGAGAAUGGCGGACUUCUGGCUCACAGAGAAAGACCUGAUCCCAAAGCUCUUUAAAGUUCUGGCACCAAGAUUCGAAAACCAGUCGACUGGAUACACACGCAUGGCCCGGAUCCCCAAUCGAAAGAACCUUGAUCGAGCGCAAAUGGCCGUACUGGAGUACAAGGGCAACCCUUUCCCACCGCUGUUUCCCGAGAAACGUGUUAGCGAAUUCAGUUUGAUCAACCAACUCCUGAAAGGUUACAGGGAAGAAAAAGCACAGGUAGCUGCUACUAAAACUGACUCCCAGACUCCCUGAAUCUCCAGACUAAAUCAUUUCUGUUUCGACACAAACUCUAUAUACGUUAGUGGGGUUUUUUUUGUUGUU
This is a messenger RNA of Chanos chanos (milkfish), 777 nucleotides long. It is a transcript of the gene mrpl17, whose product is annotated as mitochondrial ribosomal protein L17. Gene Ontology annotation, cellular component: mitochondrial large ribosomal subunit; ribosome. Gene Ontology annotation, biological process: translation. The record is from RefSeq and is a predicted model, not a curated record. The transcript is spliced from 3 exons. The coding region runs from base 196 to 708 and encodes 170 amino acids. Lineage: Eukaryota; Metazoa; Chordata; Actinopteri; Gonorynchiformes; Chanidae. Gene Ontology annotation, molecular function: structural constituent of ribosome.